UGGUGAAAUGACAGAAGACGUUUGUUAGCGAAAGAGUAAGGACAUAUUUUUGUUUCGACAGCUUUCAGAACUUUACUUAAAUUAGUGCUGAAGGCUUAAUAGUUAUGGCGACACAGGACUCUUCGUGUGGAAACCGUUAUCAAGUCUUGUGUUAUGAACAAGUGGAAAAACUUGACAAAGUUAUGGAAGAAGCGAUUCCUAUCCACGGCCGUGGGAAUUUCCCGACUUUGGAAGUGAAGUUGAAGGAUUUAGUGCAAGUUGUGAGAGAAAAGUUACGGACAGAAGGGGUAAGUGUCCGAGACAUUCGUUUAAAUGGAGGUGCAGCGAGUUACAUUCUUGGAAACGCGAGCGAAAAUACUGUUCAACCGUACAAUGAUCUUGACUUGAUUUUUGGCGUCGAUUUGCGGAAUCCUAAUGAUUUGCAGAAAAUCAAGAAUUGUGUUCUCAGCUGCCUGUUGGACUUUUUGCCUGAAGGUGUAAACCGUGAGAAGAUGUCAAGUUGCAGUCUCAAGGAGGCUUAUGUUCAAAAGCUGGUAAAAGUCUGCAAUGAGAAAGGGGACAGAUGGAGUCUGAUUUCUCUGUCAAAUAAUAAGGGGAAAAAUGUGGAGUUGAAAUUUGUGGACAAGGUGAAACGCCAGUACGAAUUUAGUGUUGAUUCAUUCCAAAUCUUGCUUGAUAGCCUAUUGACGUUUUAUGAUAUUUCGGGAACGCCCAUGAACGAAAACAUCUACCCGACCCUCGUAGCUGAAAGCGUCUAUGGUGAUUUCUCCGAAGCUUGGUCGCACCUCAAUUCCAAGUUGAUCGCCACGAGAAAGCCAGAGGAGAUACGUGGAGGAGGCCUGUUGAAGUACUGCAGUCUGUUGACACGCGGAUUUCAACCUGCUAAAUCAAUGGACAUUUGCCAAACCGAGCGAUACAUGUGCUCGCGGUUCUUUAUUGACUUUAGUGAUGUGACGCAGCAAAGACAAAAACUAGAAGCAUAUCUGAACAAUCACUUCAGUGGAGAAGAAGAACUGAAACAUGAGUACCUUAUGACUUUGUACAGAGUCGUGGAUGAGAGCACAAUAUGCCUCAUGGGUCACGAACGCAGACAGACACUUAAUUUGAUUCAGCAGUUAGCGUGCCAGGUGUUAAUGGAACAAGAGCAGAGAGCACAUAACAAAUACCUUGAGAUGCAGCAAUUUGAUCAGCUCAACGGUCUUACCAUUGACCAAGUGUACUAUGGACCGAUCGAGUUGAAUCUUUCCGGACAGUACUAUUAUAAUAACAGCUACCCUCAGGUGUUCAUGAACGGACAAUGCCCGUAUUGUCCGAGUCCCGCCUUUCUCCCGUGUUCAUGAUUGUUCGAUCAUGAUCAAGUGAUGUUCCGAACAUGAUUAGGUAGGGCAAUACACAGGAGUAUCAAUGUGCCAGUUUAUUUCGACUGUCUUCUUUAAAUGGAAGUACCGUUUGUGAUAUAAAGAUUAUCAGAUCUCCAAAUUAGGAGUAUAUUACUAUUGUUUGAAAAAUUCUUGAUAAAUAAUUAUUGUGCUCUAGGGUUCAUGGUGUAAUGGGAAAUCCUAGAAAAUAUGGAAGAAAAUGUGUUCAGUUUCAAAUGUUUAUUGUUUACCUUUAAUUGAUGCAUAUGUUUGUUAUAUAUAUAUAUAUACUUAUCUAUAUAUAUAUAUAUGUAUAUAUUUGAAUGACAUGAUAAAUGAACUGGAGUAAACAAUAUUGGUAUGUGUAUAAAAUUGAAGAAUUAGAUUUUGCACAUAAACUUGAAGCCUUGAGCAUAGCACUCAUACAAGAUGGUUCAAGGUUUGGAUUAUCUGGUGCUCUUGAAGAUGUAUUUGAAAAAAGCAGUCUCAGAGUACCAAGACUUAUGUAAGUAAAUUUGGUGGAAAUGAACAAACUUUUUACUGACUUGAGUAAUUUUUGAGGGUUUUUAUUUCCUCGUUUAUGUGUGAAGUCGUAAACAGCAGAUGUAGACAACUAUAAUUUCGGGAGCAAGUUUCCAGACAAGAAAGUGCUCUAACAAGUGAUACUGAUAGUGUGAGUAAUCUUGCUAUUAAAGACCUGUACCCCAUAGCGCAAACAUCAAGUGAGCUGACAUAGGCACAUUUACCCAUGGCCUGACAUUAUCUAUAGACCUGGUAUGCGCACAGUAGCUAAUGUUAUAUUCCCUGCUAAACUACUGUGGCAUUUGGCUAAGAGUUAUACAUGAAAAAGCAGUGCAGAAAAUCUGCACUAAUUUCUUGUGCAAUGCCAUGAUUAAGGCCAAAUGUUAUGACAUAAUUUGUAUGUUCACGCAUAUUUAGUGGCUUUUCCUGAUCAUACAGAAAUGUACAAAUACAUGUAUAAUAAACUGUUUUGCUGGUUUCUUCAACUGGUCAGGCAUUAAUAAUUUAUGGUGUCUGUUUAGGGUGAUCAGAAUUACUGUAAGUGUACUUUUAUAAAUGAUUAUAAUCAUAGUUAAACAUAUUGAUUGUUGAUGUUAAUUAUUAUGAACAUUACACAAAUUUUCAACAUGUAAUAAAUAGAAAUUGAUACAACCUUGUAACAUCAGUACAAAUUGGUAUUAAACCUAUCGAAAUUCAGUCCAUUUCUUGCUCCAAGCAUUUUAAAUAUUGAUAUUCAUAUACGUGUAAGUUGCUGUUUUUCAUCAAUUACUCAAUUAAAAUUAAACAAUUUCCUUGUAGUAUAUCUACGAAAUCUUUCAUAGUUAAUUUAAGAGUAAGUGCAUGAGUUUGUUGGAAAAAAGACAAACACUUCAGUCUUAAGAAUUAUCAUUAUAAUGUUAGGCCACAAUUAAUAAUUAACUUUGUUUGGUGUUCCCUGACCAACUCAUUAAAAUACCCUUGUUCUGAAUUUCUUUUUAAACCAGAUGUUAUUGGGGUUUUUUCAUUUUUCAUUCCAGAAUUAGGAAAUUAGGAAAUACAAAAAAAUACCUAUCUUACCACACCUAAAAGCGUGUACGAAAACACCAUACAAACUAUUUAUUAAAUUGUGGCCUUAGUGUUGGUACAAAAAAAAAGACCCUCGUAAUUAAAUCACAAAAAAAUGCCGACAAGUGUGGAGGUGUUUUGUCCUGAAUAUUUAUGCUCUGAGAUUCAUAAAUUGUUCAACACUGUACUCUGCCAUUUGGGUAUAUGAAUAUAUUUGCAAGAUAUUAGUGCUACUACUGAUAAGCCACCACUAUGUGGUGCAAAAAGAGUCCAUUGCAAAUGUAUAGAAAUCCGAUUACCCAAAAGAUAUAUAUGUAUUGCUACACAAUGCUGCAUGGCUCAGGAAUAGCCUUGGGGUUAUGUAAUUACAGUAAUUGACUAGGCAAUACAAAGCAACAUAUUCUUCCAUAUUCACCACUCGGAAAUGUUAUCUAUGGCAAAAAAGUAGCAGUCUCUGUACCAUUGAUGCAAUUGUUAUGGGUUUUCAUGACUUUGAACUAGGAUUUGCUUUAUUCUGCAGUAUAUUAUAGAGGGGUAGUCGAUAGGCUUCUUUCCCUCGAAAAUUGUCUUGAAAUCAUGCAGUUUUUCCCAGAACUUUUAAUUCUCUCUGGAAAAUUCAUUUCUCUUAAACCGUUAAAAGUUUUCUCAUGCAAAUUUCCGGUUUAAGCUUCGGCGAAAAUAAAAUGCUAGGCUUGGAAACUCUCCCUUGAAUCCCUCAAGAUAAACUAGACACCUACUUAAAGUUUUAAAUGUUAAGAAUUAAAAUCUUCAUGCUGUAAGAAAUCUAACUAUGUAAAGAAUAAAAUGUUUUUUUGCCAGUAUAAUAGCUUAUUUUGAAGUAUUUGUGUUUCUCUCUCUUUAAAGAACAUGGCAAUAAAAUUCAAUUGGUUGCCUUCAGAUUUCUGAAUAAAUGUGAGUGUAUAAAAAAAUUACAUGUAAUUUAUAAUGUUGUCAGACAAUUUACGUAAUGAAUACUCAGAAAUCCAUCUUGUUAAAUCCUUAGAUGUGGUCCAGUUUUUUUACCAGUUAGCUUGCGAAUAACAAAAUGUAGAGACAGUUCACAAAUUUAUGCUACAUAAGGGGUGAAAAACGUUAACACUAAACAUUUAAAUCUUUUUUUCCACUUUAAGGUCUGUUUUGCUUGUUCUUUUUAGGCUUUUGAAACAAAAACAAAGCUAAACGUUAGAGUAAAGGAUUGUUUUGUUUUAGAAAUUUAUCAUUUAGGAAUCCUAUUGUUCAUAUCAUUCCCGGAGUUUGAAAGGGCGUUAAACCGCAUUUUACUCUUAAAUCUUACAUUUCAGAUAAGCCUUCCAUCACUUAUACAAAAUAUUGCAACUGGUUAAUUUUCCUUUUAAAGGGGCUAUACACCGUAUGAUGAAAUAGCGAAAAAAAAGAAGAUUGUCGAAAACUGAAAUGAACUUGGUAUUGAUGUGUACAUUGCAUUGAAACUAACUACAUGUAGUUGAAGUACCACAUAGUUAAAUUACAAUUAAUUUAUUUUUUGCAGUGUUUUCAUAUUUUUCCAUUAAAAAAGAUUACUAGGUAUGUCUACCUAGUAGAAUUCAUUCUUAUACAUGAUUGGCUAGUAUAUGUUAUCACGUGAUAUUUACCAUGUUAGUUGUAAAGCUUAAAUAUUCCUACAGUUUAGGAUAAGCCUUUGUAGCACAGUGGAUACAACACUGGACUGCAAUUUUGGCGACACCGGUUCGAACCCAGUCCCCAACACGAUUUUAUUUUUACAUUUUGGUAUAUAUUUUUUUACAAUUAUGAUGUCAAUAAGAGUAAAACAUUUUAUUAAAUAAUUGUCCUGAGAUUUGUUACAGAAAUAAUUUUGUUGGUGCCAAUCUGGUGUAAAGUCCCUUUAAAGUUACAAAGUGUUGAGUUUGAAUUAUUUCGUAGUUUUCACUUAGAGCUUUUUUUAUAAAACUGCAUAAAUUUAAUCUUGAUGUUAAUAACUUGAACGCACUAACAUAAUGCGCCCCGAUGGCCUACCUUUAACUUCAAUUUUUUAACACUGUAAAAUCCAGUCUAAUGUGCUGAUCAAUUAACCUAAUGAGUUCUUAUGUCACAUAAAAAAGUAUCAUUCCUACAAGUUUGAAUUUAAUUUUUAAAUUGUCCCUUUUAAACGGAAUUUAAGUUCCACAGAAAAAAUUAAACUCCUUUUAAAUUCAGUAGACCUGAAGACAAUUUUUUUUUAAAAAUUGACAAUGGUUUGAUUUUUUCUCCGGGGUAUGACAGAUCUCUAUGUUUGUAAUGGACUGUUUUGAAAUCGAAUACAUACGAAUAGGCAAUAUAAGUCUUUUUUUUAUCUGAUGACUUAUGCCAAUAAGAUAAAUGUAUAUAUUUGUUGUUGUUUUUUCAUUUACAUUUAAGAAUUGAUGUAAAACAUCUUUAUCGACAUACAUGUAUAUUUUGCUGCAAUUCAUUUCAUUAAUUGUUAUAUAAAAAAUCUUAAUGUUUGAUUCAAUACAUUACUUUCAAAUACAAGAAUAUUUUUGUAUAAAAUAUUUACGCAAAUAUUUAACUGUUGUUUAAAUACUUUAUCUGCUGUUCACAUGACUAUUCUAAAUGCUGUAAAACUAUGUUAAUUAAACCAAGCAUUUCAUUAACAUGUAUAUUUGUUUCUUACUUUAAGCUGCACUCUCACAGAUUGACCGUUUUGACAGCUUUUUUUAUAUUUGGUCUUGGGAUGAGUUAAUUUUUGUGUAAAUGUCUGAAAACCAGUAAAACAAGACUGCUGACCAAAGAUCAGAUCACAGUUUUUUAUUAUUAUGCUUGAAAAUUGAUAUUUAUUGCUAAAAGCGUUACCAUCGCUUUAAGAAAAUUGUAUUUCGGAAGUUUUCCCAAAAAUUGAGAUCUGUUCGUUUGUGAAUGAUCUUAUAUGACUGAAUUGAAGGCAUUAAUACCAAAAUCAGCUGAUUCCGAGACAAAAACUAAAAAAGUAAAAACUGUCAAGCUGUGAGAGUGCCGCUUUAAAAGCAAUACAUGUAUAUAUAUAUAGCCUACAUAACAGCGCUGACUUUGUUACGUACAUGUUAAAUUGGAGAUACAGACAAUGAGACUUUAAUUUUCUAAAGUAUUUUUACACUAACCAGAUAUAUUUUUGAUUAAGGAAUCAUUCAUGAGUGAUGUUCAGUACGUUGUUAUAUUCAUCGUUGUUAACUUUCAAACCGUUACUGCUGUAAAACUUUCAUGGAAACAUUUGUGAUCUGCAAAAUUUCAUUCGAGACAACCGUUUAAGCUCUACUUGAAAUUAUUUAACCAUAUCAUAAAAAAAUGCAUUCUAAUGUUUAAUUUUUAACAACACUGCUGUAUGUCAUAUUGUUAAUUUUUAGGUAAAGCUGAACAAGUUACUGCCAUACGUAGUUGUUUUAACACUAAUAAUUGCAAAUUAGGGGUAUAGUUAAAGAGUUUGCAAGGGUGCUGUACUAUUUAUAGAAAAUUUAAAUGUGAUUAUAAAUACAAACAAACUAUACUUAUUCGGCAGUUGAAACCUAUAAAUGUUGCUUUAAUUAAACGCAAUUCAUAGCAUUUUAUGUCAACUUUAGACUGUUAAAAAUCUUCACAGCCCGAUACAAUAAAUAAGCCCUUUUCUUUCCUUAGCACCCGGUCCCUCUUUUGUAGCUUUCAGGUCCUUUUGAAGACCCGACUUAAAUAUCCUAAAAGCUGUAUAUUUAUAUAUAUGCUUGAUCUUAGUAUCAUAUAAGGCUUUACCACAUACGAUAAAGUUAUUGGCACUAUUUCAAUAAUUAUGAAACAAGCUUUGAAUAUGUAUAGUACAAUGUACACAUAAAACAGUCAUUUUCUGUUUUGUUCUCACGCCGUGUUUGUCUCAGUAAAAUAGAACAGGAACUUAAUUUAGUCAAUUAUUAAUAAAAGAAUGAUGCUGUUUAUUGUGAACAGAAUAAUUAAGUUUCGUUAUGAGAUAAUUAUUAUACAAUAUUAGAUAAAACAUCAUAAUUGUACUCAUGGGGCAAAUACCUGAUAGCUGAUACAGCUGUUUACGAGCCAUUUGAAAUCACCUUAUAAAGGAAAUAAACGUUUAAUUAUUUAUUAAAUAUUUCUGGAGACGCUUAAAUAUUAUACAUUUUGACAAGAAUUAAAAUUAAUUAUACGUGAAUUUAAAAAAAACUUUGAGAUUGAUUUUGACAAUUUAUUAUUAAAAAUUACACAAUUUUGAGUAUAAACUAUAAUUAUAAUAUAAACUGUAAUGAUACAAACUUGUACUUUUACAAUGAAUUUAAGGACCUUUCUUCAGCAUUUUUAUUACUUUUUUUCAACAUAAUUCACUUGAAAAUGGCCCAGUUUUAGUAAUCUUACAAAAUACUGCACCUUUGUCGUAAUUCUUAAGUGUUGAAGAUGAGUUUGAAAAGGUUAUGCGCAAACUUAGAUAGUCACAAUUCUGUUAUUGAAUUAUUGAAUUCAAAUCGCUACAAGAAGCAUUAAGUAGGAUAAUAUUUGAUAUGAAAGAUAAUAUUUGUUUAGUAGCUAUAAACUAUUCACAUAUUAUCUGCCAAACUGAUAAACAUGUUUACUUUGUACAAUUGUUUUAAAUAUGCUCUUGAUUCUGUUAGUUGGUAUCCCACAGUUGAAUUUUGUUGAUAACAUAUAUGACCUUCAUUCUAGUUUUUUUCUUUAAAUAUGCAUAUGUGAGGUUAUCUUUCAAAAUUUGCAUAUUUGCAAUGGCUAAAUUUUCUAUAAUUUGUUAAAAACCUGUGGAUCCAAUUUUCGAAUUUGCUGGUUUAUCUACCACAUAAAUCCCAGUAAAUUUAAAAGUAAUGUUGGUAUUACCGUAUAUGGAACUGGACUUAUCACAUGACUUGCACAUACUAAAUAUACACUCUAUAAACUGGGAAACCAUUUUGUGCUAUUUUUAAACAGGUAAACACAGCUCUGACAGUGACAAAAUAUUAUUUUAAACACGUAAAAUGAUGGAUUAUUGGCCUCGUACUAGCUCGUAUUGACAAUUCUAGGCUUGUUUUAAGGAAAUACUGUACUUGCCGAUUUGGAAACUUCUGGUGUGUAGUCCCUUUAAAAUUGAUUAAGAAAUUGAAGCCUUGAGCUGGCAAUUAUAUCAUUAAGCUCCCUUGUUAAAAGUAAGGUAAUUGCUGAGUAAUGCAAAAAACUCCUGACCAACCAACAUGUGAAAUACACCUUUACGCCAGACUACUGCAUACAGACGAUUUUUAAGAAUAGCAUUAUAAUAAAAAUUCUGUACAUAUAUUUUUUCAUAAUAGAGUGAUAAUGCAUCAUUCUUUUCCUUUCUAAUACUAAUUAUAGGUUUUCUAUAACAGAGUUUCUGUAAUACUUAUAAUUGAUAUUUACUCUGUAGUAAUUGAACAAUUUUGAACAAGGCUUUGGGUCAGUAAGUUUAUUUAUUUUUAUUACAUGAUUAUCUGUUGAACUUUUUGUCAGGUGAAAUAUUAUCAGAAUUGACCCUGUUUAGUGUUAUCAAGGUAUAAAGUUAUUUUUGCAAAUGUUUUUGAUGAUAUUUUUAUAUCAAGGUCAAGUUUAAAAUCUGAACAAUAUUUUAAUGGUUUCUAUUUUUCUGCCAUAAUAUUUCUUUGACUCUACAAACUUUGUUUUUUGUAGAGAUUUUCUUUUUCAUCUUCUAGUAUUUUUUUUAACGUUUUUUUUUAUAGAACUAACUGUUUGAUGAAUGCAACUUGGCCCUCUUUGUUGAAUGAAGAUUUUCAUGAAUGGUCAUAGAUAGAAACACUAGAGAAAUUAAGUGUUGCUGGACGGAUACUGAUUCAAUCUUCGAGAAAGUUUCCGGUAAAUAUAACGUCGAAAUUUCGUUUAGUCAAUAAUUGAUUUCAUUAAGUGAAUUUAUUAGCAGUUUGCAAAUACCUGCCGGUAAGAAAAGAGACAUAUUGCGCUAAUCACUAAGAUACAUGUAGCUAUUAUUUAUUUUUGCUCUUCUUGACGAAUUAGUAGGCGAUGUGCACUGUGCCAGGCCUAUCGACUCGAGCAUUUAGAAAACCAAAAAUUAACAAUAACUUUUACACAGUUCAUAUAUAAUCUCACUGUUGAACAAUUGCUGAUAUUUUGUUAUUUAGAACAUUGCUGUUAAUUACACUGCUGUUAAGUAACUUUUACAGUUUCGUUGUGAUCGCUACCAGAACUUGUUUUUUUGUUAAGUUUUUUUUUGCUUGUUAACAAAAUUGAUUGUUUUUCUGUAUCAAAGUUGAUUGUUUUUCUAUACUGCUGGUCUUGUUAAAGCACUAUUUUCUGCAUGUUAACUAUUAUCUAUUGUCAUCAUUAUUUGAUUAGAAUCAAUCAUACGAUUUACUUUUAUCUUGCCAUCUGACAAUGUACUAUGUUUAAUGACUAUAGUUAUAUAAAUGUGUUUUGAAAUGAUAAUAACUUCAGGACAUUAAUUAAUAUUAAGGCCAAAUAAAAAUAAUGGUUUGGUUACUGUAACAUGCAGAUGAAAGAAGCUUCAGUAGGUACGGAAAACAUCUUAUUUUCGAAAAUUAUGUUAUUGCGUACAAAGUAUGCAUAUCAUUGUAUUGUUUUCAUACAUACACAAUCAGGCAUUACUAAGAAAGUAACAUAACUCUUAUAAUGGUAUGAUGAAUUAUCACUUUGUACAAGUCAGGGGGGAUCCAGGAAUUGGCCUUAGAGGGGGCGUAACUUAAGGGCACAACCUUUUGACAUUCCCCCCUUCCUCCAAAAUUUAAUUAGAUUAAAAUGUUGGUAUUGUUGUUUGAGGGUACUACCCCAAGAACAUUUUAGCAAUAUCUAGUCAAAAAUGGUGCAAUUUGAGUGAUUUUUUAUUACUUUUUUUCGCUGAUAUUGACAUAAAAAGUAAACUUUGACGAUUUUAGAGGAGGCGCGCCCCUUACCCCCCAUGGAUUUGCGUGUGCAAAUAAAAGUUCCACAGAUUUAUAUUUCCAAUAUAAAUGGAAAUUUAUUUUUUUAAAAAUCAAAUAGGAUCAGGUCUCGGGAUUGGUAGGGUAACCAAAUUCAAAUAAUUUUUAUUUGGCCUUGAUAAUGUACAGGACAAUAUGUUAUCAAAUUGAGGAGUGCUCCUGAUAUAAAGAUUAUUCUUGCAAAUUUGGAAAGUAAUUAAUUGCUGUUAAAGUUAAUUAUAUUUUGUUAAAACUUAAAGGUCUGGAGAUUGAUUUUAUGUUAAAGUGACUUAAUGUUACUUAUAUUUGAACAUUUAUUUUAUUUUUAUAUAUUGUUAUACAAGUUAAAAGAUAAAAGCCGAUAAAAGUUAAAAAUGAUUAUUUUAUAAAAAUUUAAAUUAUCUUUUUUAUUCAACAAUAAUUCUCUUCAUUUGACCCGCUAACUUUUGGUUUUUAAGUGAAAUGUCAAACAGUUUCUUGUUGUGUGAAAUAUUUAACUGACAUUUGUAACAUUUAGAUUUAUUUUUUAUUUCACAGACCUACUUUCCUAAAUGGAAGAAUGCUUUUGCUUAUAAUGUACACAAAACACAGCAAAGUAUAAACCUUGUUUGUUUAAAGAUUAAUUUUCCUAAGAAAUUAUUUGUACAUGCUCCAAAUGUGUAUUGAUUAUGGUAUUAGCGCGCAACACAUUGUAGUUUCUGUUCAAUAUUUAUAAUAGGGGUAUAUUUUAUUUCUUUGAGUUUUUCUUUGGGGAGAAAAAAAAUCUAGAUAUUAUCAUGACCUUGGUGUCGUUGGCGUUGCUGUUGUUGUUAAAAAAAAUUAACCUUGGUCAUAACUUUUUUUUUUUUAAAUAUUCUCAUGAAAGUUGGUAAACAUGUUAACAGAGACAAUACAGACAUGUAUAGCAAUUCCCGUAACUCUGGUUUUAAUAAUUAUGUCCCUUUUUCGACUGAUGACAAUAAAAGACUAUAAUGGUAUGAAUUUUCUAAGCUGUGCCCUUGUUUGAAGAAAAUAUUUAUGUGCUGAUUUUUUCAUCAUCAUAAUAUAUAUGUAAGGAAUCUUAGUCUUAUUAUACCAAUGUUGUUUUUUGUUUUUUAAUUAAUGACUUUUCAUUUUUGAAAAAUAAUAUUUGACGUAUUUGAUGUAAAUUUUAUAAUGUACUUAUAAAGUGACAAAUUAGGAAUGAUAUUGCUGAACAAUAAUUAUUCAGUAUAUUUAGUCCCAUUUCACUGUCUGCAUACAAUUAUUUUGAUUAAUAAGAUGUUUAUUUAAAAGAUAAAUUAAAAAAUAAUAUAUUCGAAAAUUGCUGUCAUUUUUCUUUUUUAAAUAAUAAAUAUAAAGGUAAAAUAUUUGUGCCUUUUAAAGAGAUUGUUAUGAUUUUAACACCAUCAGAGCUAAUUUUUAUAAAAGAGCAUAUACAAUUAUUAAGUUCAAAUAAAUAUUCCAAAAUAGGUGCAAAAGAAUAUGUUAUAAUUAGUUCCAUGAUAAUUCUGUUACUUGGCAGAAAUGCUUGUAUUUAUGCAGAUUUUUUCUCUCUAUACUUUAUUAUAAAUGCUAUCAGUAGCAUGUUUUGUUGACAUGUGUUACAAUAUUGAAUAAAAAAUGAGAAAAGGG
Molecule: messenger RNA, 11392 nt
Organism: Mya arenaria
Lineage: Eukaryota; Metazoa; Mollusca; Bivalvia; Myida; Myidae
Product: terminal nucleotidyltransferase 5C-like
Exons: 1
Coding region: 105-1340 (411 amino acids)
Biological process (GO): mRNA stabilization
Molecular function (GO): RNA binding; poly(A) RNA polymerase activity
Source: RefSeq, a predicted model, not a curated record